Messenger RNA from Nymphalis io (European peacock), 853 nucleotides. Its product is annotated as DNA replication complex GINS protein PSF1-like. The transcript is spliced from 3 exons. Bases 98 to 685 code for a protein of 195 amino acids. Gene Ontology annotation, biological process: DNA replication; DNA strand elongation involved in mitotic DNA replication. The record is from RefSeq and is a predicted model, not a curated record. NCBI's taxonomy places the organism in Eukaryota, Metazoa, Arthropoda, Insecta, Lepidoptera, Nymphalidae. Gene Ontology annotation, cellular component: GINS complex.
UAAAAGUAAAUAAUUUAAUUUAAAGAUUAUUUUUAUUUUCAACCAAUAGUUAGGUAUUUUGUUUAUUUGUAAAUAUUGACUUUAUUGCUCUACUGUGAUGUUUGGAGAGAAAGUAAUAGAACUGGUAAAAGAAGCAGAGAGAAAUCGCGAGACAAUCGAUUUAUACAAUGAUGAAAAAAUACGACAAAUUAUACAAGAAAUGCAUGUUUUAUUUAAAAUGAAUAUGAAUGAUGCCAAUGCUACAACUGAAAAUAAAUCUCUUUGGACAACCGUUCAAGUUCGACAUUCAGCAUUAGAAAGAAACAAAAGGUGCCUUCUAGCCUAUCUCUACAAUAGAAUGAUAAAAAUAAAAACUUUGCGCUGGGAGUUUGGUUCUGUUUUGCCACCAGAUGUACGAGAGCUUCUUUCAGACAGUGAAUAUGAAUGGUUCUCAAAAUACUCUACAAAUCUGGCUACAUAUAUGCGAUCACUGGGGGAAGACAUAGGCUAUAGCGGCAUAGAUCUUACAGAAAACCUUAGGCCACCAAAGUCGCUAUAUAUUGAGGUACUAUGUGUGACAGAUUAUGGCAAGCUUGAAUUGGAAGACGGUGAUGUAAUUAUGCUCAAGAAAAACAGUAGGCAUUUUUUACCAACAUCCGAAUGUCAGACUCUUAUACGACAGGGUGUUUUAAAACAAAUAAUCUAAUAAAUUUUAGUGUUGUAUUUUAGUAGUCAGGAAUGGCUGGCCCUAAAAAGUUAAAUAAAAUCAAGAUUGUUAACUUUUUUAACAUUAAAUUAAAUAGACUUAAUUUUACUUGUGAUAUUUGUAUUUAUUGUUUAAUAAAUAAUAAAGUAAAAUAAAUAAUUGUAUUCA